Gasterosteus aculeatus aculeatus (three-spined stickleback) is the source of this 3017-nucleotide messenger RNA. RefSeq names its product peroxisomal biogenesis factor 14 (gene pex14). The record is from RefSeq and is a predicted model, not a curated record. Gene Ontology annotation, molecular function: signaling receptor binding. Gene Ontology annotation, biological process: protein import into peroxisome matrix, docking. NCBI's taxonomy places the organism in Eukaryota, Metazoa, Chordata, Actinopteri, Perciformes, Gasterosteidae. Gene Ontology annotation, cellular component: peroxisomal importomer complex; peroxisomal membrane.
GAUCAUUGACAGCCUUUAGGAAAAGCAAUCGAACGUGGCUCAGUCGAUCAGCUCGUCCUGUGAGCAAUCGAGGGGAAAGAUGGCAUCCACCGAGCAACCUGAUCCUCCUACACAGCCGGGCCUUCCAGCUGGAACUGAGGCGACCGCUCCUCCCCGAGAACAACUGAUUACCACUGCUGUCAAAUUUCUACAGAACCCAAAAGUACGUCAGAGUCCUUUGGCCACCAGAAAAGCCUUCUUGACGAAAAAAGGGCUGACGGAGGAGGAGGUGGAGUUGGCCAUCCAGCGUUCCGGCAGCACAGAAGAAGUCCUGCCUGUGAGCCCUGUGGGGCCCCCACAUCCACUGCACGCACCUCAGCUGGCUCUCGCACCUCAUAGUCCAGCAGGCUACAGAUGGAGAAACUAUGGUUCCCUCGCCAUCAUCAUGGUGGGCAUCGCCUUCGGUUUCAAUCAGCUUUACAAAAAAUACAUCCUUCCCCUCAUUAUGGGCAGCCGAGAGGACAAGAAGCAUCUGCAGAGGAUGGAGAGCAACAUUGCGGCAAUGAGUGGCACGCUGACACAGACAGUCAGCCAGCUGCAACAGACCCUGGUCUCCGUCCAGGAGCUCCUCGUCCAGCAGCAGCAGAGGAUCCAGGAGCUCUCGCAGGAAAUGGCUUCAACAGAGGCUUCGUCUUCAACCAACCGCGUCCUGGACAACCAGACCGUUGGAGAGCUGAAGGCUGAGAUUUCCUCUUUGAAGGGCUUACUGCUCAGCAGGAGACAAUUCCCGUCCACUCCCGUCAUUCCUAAGAUCCCCUCAUGGCAGAUUCCCCUGAAGCCCCCCUCGGCAUCCGUCUCGUCCUCGGUCAACCACCACACCGCCACCACCAACAGCAGCAGCGACAUCUCCCCUGUCAGCAUCGAGUCCGCCGGCUCCUCCCCCGUCACAGAGGGACAGCACAGCCCCCAGGAUGCACUGGGGGGGCCUGAUGGAGUGCAUGACAUCAACAAAGACAACGACACGGUGGCCGUGGGCACAAGCCAAGUCCUGGACCUGAAAGACCGCAUGGAGGUGCAGGGGGCAGAGGAGGCUUCAGAGAAGAAGGUGGAGGAGGAGGAGGAUGAUCUCAGCCACGUAGAGGAGGAGGAGGAGGAGGAGGAAGGUGUAAGCAUGCAGACAGUGGAUCGGCGCGGCGGGGACGGACAGAUUAACGAACAGGUGGACAAACUGAGGCGGCCCGAAGGUGCCAGCAACGAGAGCGAGGUGGAUUAGACAGCAGUAGAAAGCACGAAGACACUUCCCCAAACGCCGCUUCUCAUCUCUGCCGGCUUCAUUCUGCGCCUCUCCGCUCACACUCGUAGUGUGUGUGUGUGUGUGUGUGUGUGUGUGUGUGUGUGUUUUUACAUUCUUUUUUAAAAAAUCUGUCUUUGCUGUCGGUUUCCCCUCGUUUCUGUCACAUCUUUAAUCUUAAGCAAAACGAGGAGCAAAAAACUGACAAAUAACGGCGUGUCUAGUUGACACGGGCUUACCUUGAUUUACGCUUCAUCAUGGAGACUAAACGACCGCGCGAUGAGCCACAUACCGCGGCGUUACACUCCUCCUGCAAGGAGAGACGGGACGAGCAACAGUCAAAUGAGAAUGACUUUAAAAGGGCCGUAUGCAGCAACAACCGCGCUCGACCGGCUGCUUUUAAUUUUAGGAUUCCAUCAGAUAAUUCGCAGCUCUGCCUUUGGCGCCCCGUUGUAAUUGCACUACGGACCAGCGAGUCGGUGCUGCACAGAAUACCCGGCUUGUGUAGCGCAGCUGGAGGUCAGGAGUCAUAUGUUGGCACUUCCACCUGCAAAGUUACCGAGAGCUCGGAGAGAAGCAUUAGCAGAGUUUGUCUCCCUGUUGACGGCGAUAGGAGAGGACAAGCUCUUCCCGGGCCGGAGCUUUUAGCCUCUUUUAUGUGUCCUUUCGCAUUGGUGUCAGUCUGUCAAUAAUUCACAAGGCCAGCAGGGUGGCAUUUGGGUGAAAUAAAAGCCCUGAAAUUCGAGAUUAGAAUGUGAUGACGGGCUUUGUUCCACGCCGGUGUCAGAGUGCCUCAUACGCUCAAAGGAGGAGGAGAUAAAUCUUUUCUUCCCCCGCUUUCCCUUUUCACUGAGGGGCUGAAUUGUGUACUUUUUUUUUUUGUGUGUUUACGCGUGCGUGGCAGGCGAGACAACGCAGACUGUCUGCUGAGCCGUUUCUGAGUCUCCAGCAGGGCAGCUGAUUUGGUUUGUGAAGUAUGUUAAUAAUCAAAUGAUCAACAAAUAACAGAUGUAUUAGUUCAUGCAGCUUGAAAUGUCAAGGGGGCUGAAAGCGGAAAUCUAAUACAGAAAGCCCAGUUGCAUUGUAUUAUUUUCUGUGACAAACCCCGCGGUCCAAAUUAUGUAGGGCCUCCUACAGUGAGUAAUCUUUACAGAAAACGGCGCCAAUAUUUUAUAAUUAAGCUGCAGUAAGACAACAAGCGCUGCCACAGAUGGAAGUUGCAGAGCUCGUAUCACUAUUGUCAGUGUGUAGGUGGAUGGGGGAAGUUAGAAAAAAAAAAAACAUUGCCCCAUGAUUGAAAAGGAAAGUAAUGAAUGAAUACUUGACUUAUUGAAUUACUCACUCUGCACUCACUGUCUCCAGCUAACGAGAAGAGUCCACGAGUGAGAAGAAGGGAUUUCAGCUCUGGUGCCAUUUCCACCUCCCAUCACAUGGCCUUCAUAGCAAGAAAGAAAAGGUGGAGGGGCACUGCUCGUUUCUGUGUGACACCCGUCCUUUAGAUUAAGUCGGGUGGUGUUGGUGGAGUCCACAACACUGCGGUUUGCUGUAAACUAUAUUUCUUUGAUUUUGUAGAGAUGUAUUUGUAUGUAAAUCUACGGUUGCUUUACAGAAGUACGUAACGGGUAACGUAUGCUUCUUGGCCACUGUAGAGCCAGCGAUUGGUCCUCUCUGUAACCUGCUGAUUACUUUUUGAAUGCCAGCAAAGCGUGUACAAAAGUGUAAUAAAUCAGCUUUAUCUCAAGUCAAA